Messenger RNA from Xylaria bambusicola, 4068 nucleotides. RefSeq lists its product as uncharacterized. The transcript has 4 exons. Lineage: Eukaryota; Fungi; Ascomycota; Sordariomycetes; Xylariales; Xylariaceae. The record is from RefSeq and is a predicted model, not a curated record. Bases 163 to 3783 code for a protein of 1206 amino acids. Gene Ontology annotation, molecular function: protein binding.
CAGACUCCAGCAACUUCAAUCAACCUAGGUAUUCUCUUUGCGCCACCGCCUUGCUCUCUGUCCCCCGAUGUGCUCGAGAUGAUCUCGUGGACGUCAAUUGAGUAGUUACGUGACUGUCCGGAACUUGGGAAGACCUAGCUGCACGGCUGAAUCGCUACCAGGAUGAGUAACCCCGUCAAGGCGGCCCAGUACCUAAACAGAUUGGACGACGCGAGGAAUGAAGGAAGAUGGGAUGAAGUACCCGAACUGGUUCGCAAGGUGCGCAAGCAUGCCAGCGAUCGAGCUUGCAUCACCGCCGCUGCCGAGAGCGAAUACACUGUCUCCAAAGCUUCCCAGAAGCAAGCUGCUGCUUCAAAGCCUGCGAUUGCCCUCACCCCUGUCCCCACCGCUGACUUAGAUGCUGGACCAUUGCUGUCCAAGUUACUCCAAGUUAUCGAUACUGAACGUACACACCCCCAAGAUAGAUUUCAGGCUCAAGUCUGCGCAGGUUGGCUACACUGGACUGCGGGCGAGCAUGAUCAGGUUCUUGCCCGUCUGCCCACCGAUCAAGAAAAAGAGCUCCUCCCGCUGAAUCAACCUGAUGGGGUAUCGGAAUGGACGCGUGUAUGUGCGCUCAAGGCCACAUAUCUCCAGGCAGACUGCCUUUCUCGGAUCAACAAGACGGUCGAGGCGCUUGGCGUAUUUAAAAGUGGCUUACAAUACUUAACACACCUGUGGACUGGUCAGAAGGGUCGUGCGCAGCUACAGCUGUGGGCCGAGCUGCUGCUCACCGACUACUGCAUGCUGCAAGCUCAAGCUCUAGAGAACGGCCAAAAAAGCCUCGAUGAUGAUGAUUCUUUACUCCCUUUCCGCUCAUGGGCCAAGUACUGGGAAGUUACCAAGGCGCAGGGGGUUCCUCUCGUUGGUGGUCACGGCUUCCCAGGUUCGGUACCGCGACGGAGAGUAUGGAACGAGUAUUAUGCAGUUAUCUCAAGUGUGCUCCAGCAAGAUCUACCUCAUUCAACAGAUUAUCUAGGUAAUCCUACGAACGAGUCCUCCGCUCGCACUCAACUGCAAAUAGAGCUGAAAAAGGUCGAAGCUGCUUACGAGGCUCUUCUGCUCAGCGAGACCACCUUCCCUCGAGCCGAUGAAGAGAGAGAAGAAGUCGAGAGCUUUGUUUCCGGAGUGAUGAGAAAUUGGAGAGUCUCUGUAGGCCGCGAUUGGCAGGAACAUGAUAUUGGCUCCGGUGGUAAAGAAGGCCUCAGCCGCGGCGUGUUGGAACUUUUGUACCGCGCGGCAACCAAAACUUUCCACUCUACUGCUAUUCUUCGACAUCUCUUCACCGUUCAUUUAGCUGUCGCGGAAUUUGACCUAGCCUUCCAUGCUUUCAACUCAUACAUGGAAAUUGUGAAGAAGAGCAAAGCCCGUGUCGACAAAACUGGCCAUCUCGAACCAAGCCUGGAUGACGAUGCAACAGAAUUGGAAACCAUCUCUCAGGCCAUAAUCGCUCUGUGCAAGUAUGGACUCCAGGACGCUGCUGAAAAAGCUCACAAUCUAGGCACUGAGUUGGAAGGAAUUCUUCAGAAAUUGCCCAUUCCGCUCCCUAACAAUGGAGCCAACAUUUCUACUGUAGAUGAAGAAAAUGGUAACGGUGUUUUGCAUCCAAGAAUCCCGGCUCGUGUUUAUGCUUUGGCUUGGCAAGCCAUUGGUCUAUCAGAGGCCUGCUGGUCUCGGGUAACUUUUGAUGCAACUGUAAGGGCUGACCUCCAAACAAAAGCUAUUCGAAGUCUCCAAAAAUCACUAUCGCCAGAAAUUGGCAACCCUACAGAUAUUCGAUCUUUGUUUACCCUAAGUCUCUUGUUGGCAGAGCAAAGGGAAUUAACUGCAGCUAUAGAUAUUGUUAAGGCUGCAUUAUUGUCUACCAAGAAGCCAGCGGACCAGAAUAUGGAUACUGGCUCAUACUGGCGUGAGAGAUCUCUUAUACCUUUGUGGCAUCUCCUGGCACUUCUUUUGAGUGCCAGGCAAGAUUACACAAUGGCAGCACGCGCUUGUGAAGCAGCAUUCGAGCAAUUCAAUGACCCAGAAGUACUCUUUGGUUCUCAUACGUUGCAGGGCUCAUUCCGAAGCGAACACCUUAAUGAGGCUGAAGCACACGAGAAAAUACAUGCUCAUGGUCUUGUGGAUGAGAUGGAUGAUCUUGAGAAGGAGGGCAUCAUUGAAGUAAAAAUGACGCAACUUGCGAUUCUAGAGUUACUAGAAGGACCGGAGAUCGCAGUCAACGCCAGCCAAGAGCUCCUUAUUCUAUACACCAGGCUAUUUGGAUCAAUGCAGUCAACAUCCCUCACAAUAUCUAAGCCAACAGAGGCCCCCAGGAGCUCAGCUGGUACCCUUCGAAGCAUAUUUGGCAGCAAGUCGGACAAAGGCACCAGCCAGUCGAGAAGGAAAAGCCUUCUCGGUGGUGAAAAGUCUGGCAGUUCAGCAGAAAGACCCCAGACAACUCAAACUAUUGUGGGCCGCUCUGCUGCGGCGCCAAUUAUAGAGAUUACCAAGGAAAAUGGUGUGACUAGUGAGUCGACGCGAUCUACAAGAUCUACGAGUCUUCGUGGGCGGCGUAGUGAUUCAACGCGCCGAAACAGUUUGAAAAAACGAGACGGUAGUGUGCAGCAACAGCGUGCACAAAGUAGUAGUGGUGUGCCACAUGAACCCACCGUCGUAGAUGGCGAAGAUUAUUUUACCCCAGAUCUUCCUACAACCACCGACCGACAGGGUUCCUUCGGAUGGAGCAGUAGAAAUAAUAGUAGCCCACAAUCAUUUCCGAAGGGUCGGGGCUUACUGCGAUUCGAUUCAUCUACUCCUUCGGCCAGAGGAUCAAUAAGCGGAUCUGACCUACCUGUACUAGACUCAUUAUCGUCGCCUAGUCCUUUGCCAGCCAUAAAGUUUCCUGAAAGUCAAAUCGAACGACGGCGGCGAACAAUGCUAAUGAAAGUAUGGUUGAUGAUCGCCUCGUUUUAUAGGCGUUCCAGGAUGUAUGGUGAUGCUAGAGAUGCGAUCCACGAGGCCAAGAUAUUAGCGGACAGUCUUGAGCUCGAACUAUCCAAAGAUACCAGUGGCUCUGUAACCCCAGUGAACCCGGGCUGGGGCGGUAAGAUUUGUCUUGAGGAGCUUCGAGCGGAUGUAGAAGCUGAGAUGGGUCUCCUCGCUGUUGAUGAAGGUACACCGUAUAUCGCUAGAGCUUACUUCGAAGAAGCUCUGAUGCAUUGUCCAGAUCACCCAUCUGCCAUUGUUGGGCUAUCCAAUAUUUUAUUGGACAUAUAUACCGAAGAUAUAUUGCCACCUUCCGCAAUUCCUAGCAUAACUGGGGAAUCAAUCCCAAGAGAAACUUUUCAGAGCUCAGCCAAGUCCAAAAGCUCGACUCCAGGGAUGGUAGAUGCUUCCAAUGCUCGAUUAGCCACACCCUUAGGACUUGGCGGCGAUGUGCGUUGGGAGGUGAAGGCAAUCGAUACCCCUUCCCAAAAAUCCUCAGAACCCCUUGUUACAGACGAGCUUCCUGCUCCCUACAAGGCAAAAUCUCUACCAAUCAUUGAUCGCUUGGCCGCACGAGACCGAGCGUAUGGGCUGUUGUCUGGGUUGACUAAACUUGGUAAAGGAUGGAACUACUCAGAUGCUUGGUUUGCCCUAGCAAGAGCACACGAGGAGAGUGGACAACCCGACAAGGCCAAGGAGGCGUUAUGGUGGUGUAUCGAGCUUGAAGAGGGAAUGAGUAUUCGCGAAUGGCAUUGCAUUGGCGUUGGGUACUCUCUUUAGAUCGAUACACGUCAUGCCAGCAUCGAUGGAGACUCUUGUCAUGUAUGCCUUCUAAGGUGGGCAACAAGGCGUUUUUCAAAACGAUCCACUACCAAUUGAGUCUCAUAGGUAGAACGCGGUGGCUAUGUUUUUGUUUUACGACCUUAGCAUAGCGUCAGGUAGCAUGACGCUAGCAAGCUAUUGUUCUAGGCCCUACGAUGAUACCCCCAAUACGCAAAUCUGAUUCCCUACACGUCUUGUAAUACUGAAUAAUGCAGAGACUUGGGAUUCCUUUUCUCAAGAUGA